Molecule: messenger RNA, 4556 nt
Organism: Priapulus caudatus
Lineage: Eukaryota; Metazoa; Priapulida; Priapulimorpha; Priapulimorphida; Priapulidae
Product: E3 ubiquitin-protein ligase CBL-B-B-like
Exons: 13
Coding region: 1-2400 (799 amino acids)
Biological process (GO): cell surface receptor signaling pathway; negative regulation of epidermal growth factor-activated receptor activity
Cellular component (GO): plasma membrane; membrane raft
Molecular function (GO): phosphotyrosine residue binding; SH3 domain binding; calcium ion binding
Source: RefSeq, a predicted model, not a curated record
AUGGCGGUAAGAGCUAAUCAAGGGAAGCAGAAACUGGAGUUUCUUGGCCGGUUUUGGGGAGUUUUCGGCGAUCCAAAAAUAGUGAUAGACCGCAAGACGAUUGAAAGAACAUGGAAGCUCAUGGACAAAGUGGUAAAACUGUGUCAGGACCCAAAAGUGAACUUGAAAAACAGCCCUCCAUAUAUUCUUGACAUUCUGCCAGAUACGUAUCAACAUCUUCGACUGAUUUAUUCCAAAUACGAGGACCGGUUGCACAUUCUGAACGAUAAUGAAUACUUCAGAGUAUUUAUUGAAAAUUUGAUUAAGAAAUGCAAACAAGCUAUUAAAUUUUUCAAGGAAGGCAGAGAGCAAAUGUACCAAGAGAAUUCGCACUACAGACGAAACCUCACAAAAACUUCGCUUGUGUAUUCGCACAUGUUGUAUGAAAUCAAAGCCAUAUUCCCCAAUGGAACUUUUGCUGGUGAACAAUUUAGAAUAACGAAGAGCGAUGCUGCUGACUUCUGGAGAAGCUGUUUUGGUGACAGAACAAUAGUGCCAUGGAAAAUAUUUCGCGAGACACUGGAUCAAGUACAUCCAAUAAGCUCGGGACUGGAGGCGAUGGCUCUAAAGUCCACAAUAGACCUCACUUGCAAUGACUACAUUUCUAAUUUCGAGUUUGAUGUGUUUACAAGGCUGUUCCAGCCGUGGGUGAGCCUGUUACGGAACUGGAAUCUCCUGGCUGUCACCCAUCCUGCUUAUGUUGCCUUCCUCACGUAUGAUGAAGUGAAGGCGAGACUGCAGAAAUACAUCAACAAACCAGGAAGCUAUGUCUUUCGGCUCAGCUGCACACGGCUGGGUCAGUGGGCCAUUGGCUACGUCACAGCAGACGGCAGCAUCCUACAGACCAUUCCCCAGAACAAGUCGCUGUGCCAGGCACUGUUGGAUGGCUACAGGGAGGGCUUUUACCUGUACCCAGAUGGCAGGCACAUGAAUCCAGACCUAAGUUGGGCUAUACAGGAGCACCCUGAAGAUCACAUCAAAGUGUCGCAGGAGCAGUACGACCUGUACUUGGAGAUGGGCUCAACGUUUCAGCUGUGUAAAAUCUGCACGGAGAAUGACAAGGACAUUCGCAUCGAGCCCUGCGGUCACCUGCUCUGUACUCCAUGUCUCACCGCGUGGCAGGAUUCGGAGGGGCAGGGCUGUCCGUUCUGCCGAGCGGAGAUCAAGGGCACGGAGCUGAUCGUCGUCGAUCCGUACGAGCCACGCGCCUGCUCCCGUCGCUGCAUGCCGGAGAAGGACAGCGGCAGCAGCUGUAACAGGUCGCUGAAUCUCAUCGACCUGGACGACGACGAUUCUUCGCUAGAGGAUGUAAGUUGGCUGCCAUCUACUGUCAGCAGUAUUCAUACACUAUCCUUAUCUGCACCAUUGACCGAUUCACACAGCCCCUUCGUAUCGCCGGGUAACAGUCCGAUGGCCAGUCGCCGCAACGUAGACCUUCACCACCAGAAGCCCCCGCCCGUCCCUCCACGCCGACUGUCACCGACAGUGUCGCCAACCAGUUCGCCACAUAUCAGCAGACGCCAGCCGCCGGCGCCGCCAACCGACGAGGCUCCACUAUUACAAGAGAGGUGCAACUCGUUGCCGACCACGUCUACGGCGGGCGGCGCAUCGGCGGGCGGCUCGUACGCCGAAGUGCGGCAUGCGGCGCACGCGCGGGUUGUAGCCGCUACCGCCGCCGACCCGCCGCCGCUACCGCUCAGCCGCUCGUCCGACGUCGCGCACGGCCGCGGCCGCUCGCCGGACGCCUUCCACCACGCGCGAGUCAGCGAGCCGCUGCACUCCUACAACCAGGCACUGCUCCCCGUCCUUCGCUCGGCGGAGCACGGAGAGGUGGCGCCGCCUGUGCCCGUGCCGCGGACACGCACACUGGAGGCUUCGACGACGCCGCCGCCCGUACCUAGUCAUCCCAGUAGGACGAAGUCGCCCCCUAUUGGUUCACAGUUGAACUAUGCCGAGAUCAUGCCAAAUACAGCAGACGAGUUGCAUGCGGGAGACAGCAAGACUGAUGUUAACUCCACAAGUAUGACGAGUCGACCACCUCCGGUGCCGCCCUCCAGUACAAAGCCUCACAAGGAUCGAGAUUCCAGUGGCCACAGCACCUCUCCAUCGCUGCAGCUGCUUUCGCCCAAAUUGUGUCAGCAGUCGAUUGCUGGCAGAAUGCAGAACGCAGACCUAGAAAACAACAGUGAUAAUGAGAUGGAGGCAAGAGGAUCGUACGAAAACAUCAAUGUGAACUAUAUUGCAUGCCUAACAGCCGAGGGCUACGCUCAAGAUGUAGCGACUAGAGCACUCGCAAUCGCACGAAAUGACCUGAAGAUGGCGCAAGAUAUACUUCAGAACUUUGUCUUGAAGAAAGUGUAGGAUUGUGGCUCGUCGUCGUAAGGGAGCAAGUAGGUGACGUGUCGGUUUUGGAAGUGGUAGGUGAUCGCGUAUUUUUUCGGUAAUCAUUUAAGAUUGUUGUAAUUUAUUAUUACGCUGUGCUCUUUUUUCCAACACGUGUCGAAAAGUGUAAUUUGUAAAUUUCUGAGGAUUUGCGGGGGUGUGUUGCCACUGGUUGUUGUACCGCAAGCAGCUGCAUGUAUUGCGAAAGUCCCCGCGUGCAUGUUUUAACAAGCACGACGAUGCUAUGGUGGGUUGCUCGAGAUCAGAACCGUAAUAGCGAUGGGAACAACAUCAACGUGGGCAUUGUUAUGUUGCAUUCACACACAGGAAGCCUUUCGGCUGCUACUAUGCAACUGGGAAAGGAAUGGAUGAACAAAACGAGAAAGAUCAUGUACUUGACCAAUUACAGAGUCCCGGGGCCGUGAGAUCACGUAUUUCCGUAUUUUAUGUGGAGCCUAAUAAGGGUUGUUCACCAUUAAUGGAUCUGUUAAAUAGGCACAUGCUGAUCUCACAUGGUUUUGCACUCAGUAAGGGUCUCUGUGUGCAAACGUUCCGUUUGCUGGUGAUAGUAAUACCACCUCUGUUCUCCUACCUCGUUUGUCACAUUACCUAUUCCUACUUAGUAAAUGUGCAAGUGUCUCCCUCUGCUGAGGAAAACGAAUGUAAAUGGUAACUAUAUCUCCCCAUGUAUGCAGUGAAUUAGAGGAGGGGAUUGCCGAUUGUAUUGUUGUUGUAGGGGUGGAGUCUGUCAUAAAAAAAACCGAUGUUGUAAUCGGAAGAUAUAUAUGCCAUCAGAGUUCCCUGUAUGCUAUAUACAUACAUUUGAUCCCUUAAGAGUCGCCACUAGGUGGCGGUGAUGGUCAACAAACCGGCUUGCAUUUAUAUGUACCGGGAAGUUGCUGAUAAUUUGUAAUGAGAAGAUGGCACAGUAGUGCCUAUUUCAUGUGUGCAAAUAAUCAAUAUACUGACAGUUAUAUAGUUUCAAGCUAGACUAGUGUGUCCACACAGUACGACAGAACCUGCAAACAGUGCUGUUCACAGCCAUUCACGUGAUGAGCAUAAGCCUUCUGUCCAGAUGAAACUGCUAAUACAUUUGAGCAAGGUCUUUUAAAUGCUGUAAAAAACGUGAUGGAAAACAUGGGAGAAAACGAUCAUUUUUAUCUCAUUGUAGGGGAUCAGUACAAUGAUAAUAGUAAAUUUUCAUCUUGUGUUACUUAUCGAUAUAUAUAUGUGUGUGUGUAUAUACGUAUACAUAUAUAUACAGCUCAGAAUUGCAUGGUUUGUGGACUGAAAUUAGUUAUUAACCUAGCAUGACUGGACCAUGGUGACGUAGAUUUUGCUACUGUGUCAUUUCUCUCGACGACUCCGUGCAUGAAUUAUGUAAAAUCGUUGGUGUAUAUUACUACUGUAUAUUUUCAAGACAGGCGUUUGUAAGAUAACGUAGGAAAGAGCCUUGUGCGGCCGUAUGUUGUGCAGCUGUGUACAGGAGUAUCUCCCUAUUCAUUGCUAGUGUGGUGGCGUGGUGGCCGGCAGGGGACGUGCAUCACUGCCUAGUAAUGCGGGACGAAAACUCGCAGGUCAUUGUAAAGUUCCCCCCUGCAAACCAAGAUGUGUUUCCCUGUGCCAAGAUAUGUUGACAUUAAAGUUUAUAGUGACUCGUAGCGUUUCGUCAGUGCAUGACGCAUUGUGUGUGUCGUUGUCGUCGUCGUUCAAGAGUUGCUCCCGAUGUCCUGUGAUCUCGUUUCGUCACCAGGGGGCGGUAGAAAAGCUUUGCGCGUUGUGCAGCACUCGUGUCUCGUGUCGCUAUAGCUACGAUACAGUCGAUUCGGCUGAAUGAUGAAUGCUAGAUGUUCACCGACUCUCUUCAGGUUUCGUCUUGCGGUGGUACUAUUUAUAGGUAGGCGUGAUAUACCCCCCCCCCUCGAUCCUGGUCCUUGUUCCAUAUAUAGGUAAUAGUGCUGAUCGUUGGAAGUACUCGAAAGCGUGAGUGGGUGCAGCCUAGACUGACGCCGCUAGUUCCUGUGACUGAGCUGACAUGGUUUCCAACGACUUAUGGAGUCAGUCUCUGUGGUGACUCUGGGGGUGGAAUUAGAAGUGGUAGUGAUUCCCCGCUACAUGCUGCUGUUAGCUGGUUU